Messenger RNA from Patiria miniata (bat star), 1415 nucleotides. Its product is annotated as fatty acid-binding protein, intestinal-like. Gene Ontology annotation, biological process: fatty acid transport. Gene Ontology annotation, molecular function: fatty acid binding. Gene Ontology annotation, cellular component: nucleus; cytosol. The record is from RefSeq and is a predicted model, not a curated record. Lineage: Eukaryota; Metazoa; Echinodermata; Asteroidea; Valvatida; Asterinidae. The transcript is spliced from 2 exons. The coding region runs from base 114 to 500 and encodes 128 amino acids.
UCUAUAAAAGACGGGAGGUUUUUGAGGUGAGAAAUAAACUUUCCAAUUUCACUUGUCCGAAAAAGUCGUCUGUCAUCGCAUACAGUGCCCUCGGGAACAGAAUCUUAGUCAACAUGCCAGCCAAUUUUAGCGGAACCUGGACCAGCAGCAAGUCAGAGGGCUGGCCGGCCCUCCUUGACAAGCUGGGGGUACCUAAGGAGAAGUUCCCGACCGAUCUGAAGGUGACCCACGCUAUCACGCAGAGCGGCAACACCAUCAACAUGAAGACCACCAACAACAAGAACAGCGACGUUAAGAGCGUCACCAUCAACGUGGGCAGCAACCAUAAGGAGCACAUCGUGGGCCACGAGAUCGAGCAGACUACGGCGUGGCAGGGCGACAAGUUGGUCAUGCGUGCCGUCAGCGGCUCGGGGGGAGUCACCUACGAGAUCACCAGCGGUCAGCUGAUUGUCACCAUUGAACACCAGGGCGUGGUGGCCAAGUCUUACUUUACCAAGUAGACAUUGUGUCACUCGAGACGACAACCAUGCUCUUUCCUAACGUACAUCGUAUGAUGUAUUACAAAAGAAGGAAUGGCUAACCGCUUAGAGUUUUGAUUUGGUUUAUCUAGUAUAACACUGUUAGCUUGACUGUGCAUUGUUUACCAUUUAGCACUACUGUCAUUCACAUUCACUUCGUAUAGUUUUACACGUUAACUUUGAUUUUCUGAUAUACUAGCGCUGUCUUUGAGCACACUGCAAAACCUUGUUUAUAAUCACCUUUCGAUGUUUACACUGAACCACUUCGUCAAAUAAAGAAUUAAGAAACUGUUGUGGCAAUUUUUGAAGUGUACGCAAAUGAACUCAAAACACGACAAGUUCUAAGAAGUACCAAAUAUUGCCAAUUACAGGGUUUCGCCUGAUGAUCUAGCUACACUUUUGGUUUCAUCGUUGUUGUUUGACUUUAGGCCCAGCCCAGGUCCCUGAUUUAAUGCCUCACUGCUCUUAAUAUUUCCGCCUUAAAGCAAAAGCCGUUCAUACUCGGGCGAUAAGGACGGACACCAACGCGAAUUUGUAAUGUCACUCUCGGCAGGUAAUAUACUCGUGGAACACAUUUCGAUUUUGCCGGGAAAAUUUCGUUUUGAAGAAUUGGAACCGGUCGUUCUUUACAUCAAACACAAUUCACUGCUUCUGCGAUCGCUUACACUACUCUUAUAAGUUGCUGACAAAACCAGCUAGUGUCAUGCCCUCUUCUGUGUGAAGAUCUGUGACACAUAAAAUGACCACCUACUGACGAGCAUCGAUGCGAUCUACUUUGACUAGACCUUGUUCUAAUUCUGUAUAAAAAUGUUCAGACUUUUUUUAGUAUUUGAUAAUCCCUUAGGCUAAGCAAGAACAAUUCCCAACUUAAGAUGACAUACAGUGGCGGAUCUAGGA